This is a messenger RNA of Cooperia oncophora, 288 nucleotides long. The record is from the annotation of a GenBank genome assembly. NCBI's taxonomy places the organism in Eukaryota, Metazoa, Nematoda, Chromadorea, Rhabditida, Trichostrongylidae.
AUGAUAUCGAUUAUUUUAACAAUCACAUUUUUACUGUUCUCCUACAACGAAGUAAUGCCACGAGUUAGUUAUAUUAAAGCAAUGGAUGUGUAUCUUGGGGUAUGUUUCUGUAUAGUAUUCUGCUCACUGAUAAAACUGGCCAUUGUUAAAUAUAUGCGACAGCGAUUGAAGAUUACACGUGACACAUCGAUUGUCGCUGGAAUGAUGCCUGUUGUGCGUGUAGUGAACGGCAUCAGUGACCCUAAUACAGCUCUUUAUGCUGUUGAUCGUGCUAUUGUAAAAAAGUAA